Messenger RNA from Lagopus leucura (white-tailed ptarmigan), 592 nucleotides. It is a transcript of the gene CAMK2N2, whose product is annotated as calcium/calmodulin dependent protein kinase II inhibitor 2. Lineage: Eukaryota; Metazoa; Chordata; Aves; Galliformes; Phasianidae. Gene Ontology annotation, biological process: negative regulation of protein kinase activity. Gene Ontology annotation, molecular function: protein kinase binding; calcium-dependent protein kinase inhibitor activity. The transcript has a single exon. The record is from RefSeq and is a predicted model, not a curated record. Bases 4 to 360 code for a protein of 118 amino acids.
GCCAUGUCGCAGGUGCUGCCCUACGGCGAGGACAAGGUGGGUCGCUACGGCGCCGAGCCCGAGGCGGGGGAGCUGCCCUUCAGCUGCCGCCUGCAGGACACCAACGCCUUCUUCGGGGGCAACCAGGGCAAGCGGCCCCCCAAGCUGGGACAGAUCGGCCGCGCCAAGAGAGGUACGGACCCCCCGACUCGGCGCCGCGACCCCUCGCCUCCCCCCGGACCCCCAGUUGCGCCCCGCAGCAUCCCCGGUACCCCCGGUGCUGCCCCCGGCAUCGCACUGCCGCUGCACCUGCGGCUGUGCUCUAUAGCAGCGCCGGGAACCCCGGCUGUGCCCUAUAGCAUCCUUAGCGCUGCCCCAUAGCAUCCCCGGCUGUGCCCCCCUUUCCCCGAACUGUAGCUGUGCCCCAUAGCAUCCCCAGUGCCGCAUCCCCGCCUCUGCCCCGCACCAUCCCCGGCUCUGUCCCCUGGCAAUGGGCAGCUCUAGGAAUCCCACUCUGCGGCGCAGCCCCAAAGCCGCAGGAUGGACCCCACCGCUGCCCCCGGUGUACCCCGGGCAUCCCUGGGGCUGCCUCCCCGCAGCUGCUAUUAGCGGU